AAAUUGUGUUAUCUAGUUCUAUUCUAAUCACAAAAAUACUUUGUUUUGAUUGCAUCUAGAAGUAAAUGCAUUAAAAACAUUGCCGCGAAUUUAAACAUUUAUUUAGUAUAAAUGCAAAUUACAAUUUCACAAAUAAUUCCAAACAAAAUUUUCAAACAUUUAUAGGAAAGUACAACCAGCACAUAGCUUUGUUAUAUGCUUACAAAUAAUAUGGAAAGAGUGAAAGAUAAUUUCUACCCGAAUGCUAUACAGUGCCUAAUGUCACUGUAUUUGGAAAAAAUACAAAAUUUGGGUUGCUACAACCAGGAUGAGUUUGAUAAUGUGUGGCGUGAUAUUGUCAAAGAUAUGCAAGAGAGUUUCUUUGAGUUCACUUAUGAAGAAAUAAAAACAAAAUUCUAUAGUUUAUGGCACGAAUAUAUAAAAACUUCUUCUGAAAUGGACACCAAAAACUUUGAGUAUUUUACUCAAAUGCGAGAAAUACAUCAAGUGCUAUUGGCCAAAAACUUUACUGCUUAUUUAGAACCCAGAACAAAAGUUGCACGACAACCGCAAAUUAAAUGUAAAGAAGCAGGAAAAAUCAUAGAAAUAAGAAGAAAGUCUAAUUCCAACACAAAGUUGACGACUAAGGAGCCGUUACAAUUUGAAGAGUUCGAUAAUUUGUAUUUACAAAGUUCAAAGAAAAGUGAUACCAACGAAAUUGAACCGCAUGUAAUAACUGAAACUAAAAUUGAAGUUAUUGAUGAUGCACAAGAAUUUGAAUUGGUUGAGGAUGACACCGAUUCACCAUCCGCAAAACGGCCUAAAAUUGUUAAAUCUGAACACAAUAUUUUAACAGAUGAAGUUACACUACCAUACGAAUUGCCAUCCACAGAGUUUUCAUUGCAGUCUGAAUCCCAUUUAAUAAAAGAUAUGACAAUAACAGAGUUCAACGAACAUCAAGAGAGUAGGCAUCAAGAAAGUUUAAAUUUAGCGCGACAGCAUUUAAAAACCCUUGAAGAUAUGGUUAGUUUACAGCGUGCAUUAUUAAAAAAAUUAUAAAAUACAAGUUAAAACAAUUUUCAAUA
This is a messenger RNA of Teleopsis dalmanni, 1064 nucleotides long. RefSeq lists its product as uncharacterized. The transcript has 2 exons. The record is from RefSeq and is a predicted model, not a curated record. The coding region runs from base 196 to 1038 and encodes 280 amino acids. Lineage: Eukaryota; Metazoa; Arthropoda; Insecta; Diptera; Diopsidae.